UGGCUUUCUUUUUCUUUCUCGCUUUAGGAUAUGUUACAUUGUAGUUUAGGGUAACUCACAAAAUAGAUUUGGAAUGAUCAGUGGCAUUAAUGCGCGGGCCUGAAAUUUGAGCCCUGAAAUUGGAGAUCACCCGGCCAGUUGAUGGCUUGAUAAAAUGAACAGCCAGUUGGUGCCUUGAUGAAAAUGAACAGAAACAAACAAGGUUGUGCUAACAGAAGUGUUUUUCGCCACAAAGAAACAUGGGAAAGCGCCAUCUUGUUUUUGAUCAUUAUUGUCUGGCCGGCCUGAUGAAGAUGAUGAUGAUUUACUAAAUGACUUGUAGCCGUGCUAUUAUUAUUGCAUCUUUCGACACCUUUUGUCCCAAAAGUCCUCCUUGAGGACUGUAUUCCUGCAUACAUUCAGUAGAAAGUAGAUUUUUAUUCAAACAGAAUCCUCAGAGACUCUUGAUUCUCAAUGACGUGGUUGCCAUGUUCCUCUCCCAAAGGAAGGAUUGCGUUCAGUGGUUUUAAUCUCAAAUAGUAAGCAUCGCUUGUACGUCUGUUACUAUACUGAUAACGCGAGUGGUUAUCAUAUCGUACACACUUCAGAUAAACAUGAUGCCAACAUGAGCAUAGUCACUCAUACCAAGUAUUAGAAAAUAUACAAACCCUCUAAUGUUGCCAUCCAAAUCAGAGGGCUGUGUUUCCGAUUUAAGUUGCAUUCUCUGUAGACACAUUUCCAUUUUACCUAGUUCUUACUUGAACCAAACAUUUGAGACUAUCUGUAUCUAAAUAGAAUUCAUUUUAUUUUGUAGUUUUGAUCUUUUUUGUUUUCCUUGAGAGCAAAGCCUCUUGAUACUGUUAAACCCAUCUGGCCUUAAAUAUGCCUAUAAUUAAAUUUUGAUAUGGAUUAAUUAAGCACCAGUGGUGUUGCAUGCUCCUCUUCUGCUGCUUUGAUAGCUGAUAAUAUCUAAAAGUGAUGAUCAUUCCUGGCAGUAUAAAAAUAAAUACCAUCCCUUUUUAAAUAAUCUUUUUGAUAAUUUUUGAUCCAACUGCCGGAUAGAUUUUUCUUCCUAAUGAAUAGUGCAUUUCUUUCCUUCUAUGUGAUCACACUUCAGUUAGGCUUUGACAUUGAUACACACAACCCUCUACUGGCUUACUCUUUUAUUUCUGCGCUUGUUCGCUGGUAACGUCAUACACAAAAUGUCAAGCUCUUUAUUUGCAUUAGCCAUUUUGUAUGACAUAGUUGGUGUGCCCUGCUUAACAGCUACGUGCCAAGCUGCCUUACUGCAAUGACAAAUAUUGCCUCCUUCUGGCUCUGCUUCUUGAGCCAAGACCUUUUUAUGUACUCCAAUAAAUGCCUUUUUCUUUGCUUUUGUUUUUAUUGUUUCUUUGCCCUUUUUUGUUUCUUACUUCUUAUGUUGAUGCAGAUUUUGUAAACUAUCAUCCCAGCAAGCCAAUAAAAAAUUGUCAAACGUGAGCCUUUUUUGUUCUUAAAAGUCCUAUAUACACAACCUCGCAGUCAGCUAUUUUAAAAGAUAGUGAUGUUACCAAAGCAAGGUCAUAUAAUAAAGGAGUGGCCAACAUCCUCCCCUCCCCAACCCAUCCUCCUUUAGAAAAGAGAAAAAGGCACUGUGCAAGCUCUGCUUACACCCAAUUUCCUUCCAUCCAAUCAGGCGAUCCUUGAGAGCGGACGGGCAAGUCGGGCUGUUUAUGAAGAGCCUACAGGAUGGGAGGAGGAGGGAGAAUAUCGGCCACUCCGCCCGUUAUAAGCCUUCCUCGUCUCUUGCAUACGCGCUGCACAUCAAAGAGGAGCCAGAUCUGGAGAGCGACCCAGAGUCACCUCUCAGCCGCGGCUCCAGACCUGCUGACCUUUUCAAAAAUGGAUCUGCUUCCUGGAAUUCCAAAAGUCAUUUUGGGGCCCUUCUCAAACUCAAAACCAACAGCGAGGCUAGUGAGCACCUUAAAGACAUACCCAGGUUGUUGGAAGCUGCUGGACUUUGGUCAAAGUCACUUGCCUAUGAGAAAGGAAACCUCCAGGAGGCCUGCAGGGACCACAGCCUCUCACUUUCCCAGUCAUCAUCUUUCGACCUCAAGAUUCCCCAAGUGCGAGUUUUGGCGACAGACCCAUCUUGGGAUUCCCUGUCCACUGUGUAUUCAGGAUUAGCUUGCGAGAGCAGUCUGGGAAAGGCACUUCGCUCCAUUCUACCGAGGCAGAUCCAGAAAAAGAGCAGUGGAGGUUUUAGUAGCUCAGGUUCAGAGAAGGAAUACUGGCCUCAGGACACCGAUCGCAAAGCCUUGCGGGGAAGCUAUGCUCUGGAUUCAGAGUCAGACCUGAGUAACAAGCAGCCGAGGAAGAAGCGUGGGCGAUACCGACAGUACAACACUGACCUGCUCGAGGAGGCUAUCGACAUGGUGAUGGGGGGGAAAAUGAGUGUGUCUAAAGCCCAAACGAUCUAUGGCAUACCACACAGCACCCUGGAAUACAAAGUGAAAGAGCGACUGGGGACCUUAAAACAUCCCCCCAAAAAGAAGCUGAAGCUGAUAAAGAUCGAGGAGCAGAGUGUUUCUCAGUCCCCGGGGAGGAAAGAAUUAAAGCACAUUGAUUCUGAGAAAAGAGAGAGUGCAUCUGAAGAGAACGGAAAUGAUUUCCACGAUGGAAGCCUCUCAUCAAAUGAGUGAUAUCAUCGUAAAGUACUUAUAAACAUGUACAGAUAUUGCAUUUGCCAGACAGUGGUAGUAGCUGAAUUGUUUUUCCAUACAACCUUUAGUAGUUGUAACGUUUCGACCAAAAUAGCGAUAUUUAUUAUUAACUUAUUUCAUUUUAAUCACUCAAAAUGUCUCCCUGCUCUACAUAGUGUGCCUGGAAGGCAUACUUGCUAUUUUGAAAUUCUAAUAUACUACAUUAUAUUGUUAAUUCCUUUCAGUUUCAAAA
Molecule: messenger RNA, 2913 nt
Organism: Anarrhichthys ocellatus (wolf-eel)
Lineage: Eukaryota; Metazoa; Chordata; Actinopteri; Perciformes; Anarhichadidae
Product: ligand-dependent corepressor-like
Exons: 1
Coding region: 1692-2660 (322 amino acids)
Biological process (GO): regulation of transcription by RNA polymerase II
Cellular component (GO): nucleus
Molecular function (GO): DNA binding
Source: RefSeq, a predicted model, not a curated record